This is a messenger RNA of Phialemonium atrogriseum, 1683 nucleotides long. RefSeq lists its product as uncharacterized. Lineage: Eukaryota; Fungi; Ascomycota; Sordariomycetes; Cephalothecales; Cephalothecaceae. Gene Ontology annotation, molecular function: zinc ion binding; DNA-binding transcription factor activity, RNA polymerase II-specific. The coding region runs from base 1 to 1683 and encodes 560 amino acids. The record is from RefSeq and is a predicted model, not a curated record. The transcript has 2 exons. Gene Ontology annotation, biological process: regulation of DNA-templated transcription.
AUGGGGACAUCACCUGCAUCUCCACUCCCAUUCGUCAAGUCGAAAACACCGUUCCGACCCAGAGUGAGCAAACCCAAAGUGCGGACGGGAUGUAUUGUUUGCAAGAUUCGACGAGUCAAAUGUGACGAAGCAAAACCAGCAUGCCUAAGGUGUACUUCCACAGGCCGGAAGUGCGAGGGAUACGCGCAGUCGAUGCCCAUCCAGGGGAAAGACACAUCGACAACACCAGAAGACAGCAGCGUGGACUCUGACUCCAAUCGCAGCUUCACAUUAAUCCCUGUCCUUUCCGGCGCGAGUGUAGAUGCCACCGAGAGGCGGUCUCUCCACUUCUUCUGGUUGGCAACGGAGAAUGACAUAUCUCGGCACUUCGGGGACGACUUCUGGAGGGGGCUAGUUCUGCAGAUGGCCCACGCCUACCCUGCGGUUCAAUACGCUCUGCAUGCGACGAGUGCCCUGUACGAAGCAUACAUGAUGAACAACGACGCGGGCCUUUCGCAGGGAAUGCUGGACAUACCGACCAGCCGCGCGGCCAUGCUCCGACAAAAGGCGGUCAAGCUCCUCUCGGGCCACAUGCUAGAGGACAGGCUCCCGCGCCAGGUCGUGCUGACUUGCUGCCUGUUGUUUGUGUGGCUAGAGUUUCUACGUAACGAUUUCGACGCGGGUCUGACCCAUCUCAAGAGCGGGCUGCGCAUCCUGCUAGAAAUGGAGCAGGAGCAGAAGCAGCAGCUGCACACCCCAGUGUCUUACUCGGGCUCCGUCCCAACGCUGCAAGACGUCGAUGGCACCAUCUCGCACAUGUUCACGCGCCUGCAGAUCCAAGCUGCCAUCCACGGCUAUCCCACUUCCGACUUCAACUCCACGCCGCUAAGAUUUCCUUCCGAGGCCAUCAUCGAACACAUCCCGCAGUCAUUUCGGGGCAUCGCCGAAGCGCGGCACUGGCUCGACAACAUCGUGAUACAGGUUUUCCAACUCAUCCGGCAGAAGCAACAGUUCGAGGCGAGUCAGGGGCCAGCGGCUACUCUCUCUCCUCACUGGCCACUGCUCAUCCGUGCCCGCGAUUCACAUCUGGUGCGUCUGGAACAGUGGCACAGGGCGUUCCGGAAUAGCGAGCACUUGACGCACACGCCCGGGGCAGCCUCGCCGGCGAUCCCCCUCCUCGGGCUGAACCACGCGAUGGCGGCCAUGGUGAUGAAGAACCUGUUCUCCGAGUCAGAGUUGACAUACGACCGGUAUCAUGCCGACUUCGAGCGCCUACUCGGACUUUGCGAGGCCAGCCUCCGGCACUCCCGGCGCGAAACCUCCGGCCCAGUCCUCUCGCUCGACGUGGGCGUCCUGCCAUGCCUUUUCUACGUCACUCUCAAGUGUCGCGACACGGCGAUCCGGCACCGGGCGCUGCACCUGUUGGAGUCGGCACCCGACCGCGAGGGCAUGUGGCACCGUAACAGCAUCAUCGCAGCUGCCACCUGGAAGGUAGCCAUGGAAGAGCAGUGGCGGGGUAGGGCUGAGCCGGGGAAGCAGCUGCUGCCUGAGUCGGCAAGGAUCUACCGCGAGAAGGUCAUAGUUGCAGGGACCCAAAGGGGGCCCGCUAAGGUAAAGGUACGCUUUGGAGGCGGGCCCCCUGGAAGUGCCGAUGUUGACUGGGAGGUAAACCGGCUCCUGUCCCGGUUCGGAGAUAUGAUUUGA